This is a messenger RNA of Microbotryum saponariae, 3512 nucleotides long. The record is from the annotation of a GenBank genome assembly. Lineage: Eukaryota; Fungi; Basidiomycota; Microbotryomycetes; Microbotryales; Microbotryaceae.
AUGACGGCGCUAUCACUUGCCGCAACAGCUCCCAAGGCCUCAUGCGAUGAGGACGGCAGUCACGGUAUAUCGGUACACUCGACCCCGGCCGUGAAAUCCAACAUGGGCACCAACAAGCAGCGGCCGUUUCACGACCCGAGUCAUUGGACUUGCUCCUUCGACGAGCUUGACGGCGAGACGGCGGCGGUCUUCGCGUCCGGCGAGAGCAAGCAUGGGCGACACUGGUGGCACUUCGAUUACCGGAUCUACAUUUGCAUACUCGUCAUUUGCUCCGUGUGUGCUUUCUCGCUGCUUCAUCCUCCGGCCCUUCUCGCUCGGCGGCCAUCAAAGUAUGUGCCUCUGGCUCUGGCGAAACGCGACGCGACGGAUCGGCCAUCGUUCAACGCGCCCCUGAUCGAGCCCGCUACCGCGAUCGACACUCCGGUUAGACCAUUCACGCAAAGGCAGGAGGUGCUGGACGACUUGCCAGCCUGGGCCGAUUACGACGCCAUCGACUCCAAGACGCUCCGGAGUUCCAACACACUUGCACCAGUUUUUCUGCAUCAUCUACUCGAAGCCAACACCCCGGCCCCUUACGACCGAGUACACCUCGUUUCGGCCUUCCUCGAUCCGAGGCCGCUGGUGAUGGACGAAAGGCACGAAAUCAUGAUUCAUGGCGUGCUGAACGGGGUCGAAAUCGUGAAUACCCAAAAGACGCUCACCUAUCCGGAGGGGAUCGUGGAAUGCUCAAUUUUUGUGCGGGCGUACGAUGGUACCUCCUACGCCGGCGAUGGCAAGGUCACAGCUAUGAUCGCCCACUCGCGAAGACACCAGUGAGUCGAUCAAGAGUGAACCCUCCCUUCUCGUGCUUCAUAGCAUGCGGACUGACUCGUGCGCACAAUCUUCAAUUCCAUAGAUAUAUGACUCUCUCGCAAGCCCAGUUCGUCUGCUCCCUAGCUAUGAUCCCCGAGGAGACAUACCGUGCUAUAAACUGGCAAGAGGCUGAAAUGUGAGUUCUCUUGGGACCGUCCUUUCGCCAGACUGCGCGCGGGCUUGGCGAACAAGAGAUAUUAACUACGCACUUCCACUCUCUUCAGCUUCGCAACCCUCACGUCAAUCGGCCAAGCCCCUCCUGCUGACGUCUUCAUACACGUGCGAUCCAUCGCCCCAUUGGACGUGGAAAAGCACCGCUCCGGUCGAGGACCAGGCGCGAUCUGCAUUGCUCCUCUACACGGCGAGCUGUACGCGCCCGUGCUGCGGGACCACCUCAGUGUGAGUUGCAAGUAUCGUGUGUCAGUAAGUAUGCAUCGUCGCCUUGCAUGCUGACCGCGAUCUCUAUGGGCGAUGAUGUCGGACGGCGAUGGCGCAGUACCAAAGAUCGCUCGGCUUUACCAAGGUUUACGCCUACCUCUUGGACCCAGGACCGAUCACGCUGGCGGUCGUGCGAGAGCUCGCAGCGACCGACCCUGACUUUGUGCCGAUUCGAUGGGGGAUUCCUCAAGAAUGGGCCACAAAGGCGAGGACUGCACAUACGCACAUGAACCACGACUUUGCUGUCGACCCGAGCGAGUGGAACGUUCGGGGGAUCGACGUCUUGGACCCGCAGCGCGAAGAGCUCCUGGGUGUGGCUGACGAUGGAGACCAUCCUACCGUAGGGUCAGUGACCACGGGUAUAGAGCAGAGAUCUCCCGCAGGCCGUAGCUAACCCCUACCCCUGCCCUAAAUCCUCCGCGUCGCGAACAGCAUCUGGUAUUGGGGUCAGAGCAUUGCUGGACAAGAUUGCCACAUGCGCGCGAUGGCCGAUGGCGUGCGGUGGGUCUCGACUAUCGACUGGGACGAGUACUUUGUCCUGCAGCCCUCAGGCCAAUCGACGUGGUCGGCCCCUCCUCGAGACGCCGAUCCCGAGACGGCGAUGCUCCCCUUCCGAGAUUGGCUUCGUGAGGUGCCGCAGCACACGUGGGACCCGCAAGGCCACUGGCACUACAUUCUUCACCCACGAACGAUCUCUCGCCUCAAGAUCGACUUCGAGGAGGCGACGCAGGGACUGCUGCCCAGUGCGAUCCUGUUCUCGCAUUCGUUUGGCCAAGAAUGGUGUCGUUCGCGCGGGCUUCCUCCCAGCUCGGCCGUGCUCGACGAGGUGAUGGAUACCUACGGCAAGUGGGAUUGGAAGCAACCGGGUGUGAGCGUUCCCACGGCUUUCUCUACUUCAAUCUCAUCAGCGUACAUGGAUUAUGGUCAACGCUCGAAAAAGAUCCUGGACCCUUGGUGAGUUAUCCCGGGCCAUGGCUUGGGACCGUGAUACCGUGCGCAAUCGGCUAAUACCGCACGCUGGGACUUAGGGCUUACUUCCUCGACGGGACGCACACGACAAUUCUUGGCUACGGUGACUAUUCGCUCGGGUUCAGCGGUUGCACUGCUCCUGGUAAAACCACAAGGCAACGUCGCAUCUGCGCGCAAGCGAUCUUGCAUGCCUUUGGCUCGCACGCGAUUCCCGUGCCUCUGCCCAAGAUGAUCGCCGACAGGGGCCCGCAAUUGGCUCGACCGACCGAUCCCGACCUCGAAUUCGCGAGUGGUGCGCUACGUCAUUACCGAGUUGACUGGAACCAUACGGUGGACAUUUUCGAGAUCACCAAAGACUUGACCGAGAUGCCCACGUCCUUGUUGAACUCGGCGGCUUCGCGACGGGUCCGUGCUAAGAUGAUCCUGGGCGCUUGCCGCAGCCACAAGUUUCAGGAGGACUGGAGUAUGGUCACCAUCAUGGAGCAGUCGCUCAAAUGGAUCUUACAGGAUCGUGCCGAGGCGCCUACUAAGCCGCGACUUGAACCUGUCGUGAUCCCGGCCAAGCCGACGUUCCAAGUCAAGCCGCCGAAGCCAACCCCCGCCGUCAAAAUCCCCGCCAAGUAUCGACCGGCGAAAGCGGUGCCCAAGCCCGCUAAGCAACCGGUGACGGUGAACGUCGAGUUUGAUGACUCUGGCGUCGAUCAGGGCCAAGUCGGGAUGGUUUCGGCCGGCUUCGAGGGCACGGCCGACCAAGCCGAGUGGUCGCAAGCGCCGCCUUCGAACGAGCACCAAGAUGCUCCUCCUGCGCCGGAAACUUGGGAUCCAGAGAUGCCGCCCGAAACAAGGCCAGAAGACACGGACUUCCCAAGCGAGCCUCCUUCAACUUACGAAGUAGAAACUCCGUAUGCGAAUGACGAGAUGGUCGAUCGGGUCGAGCCAGGGAUGGGUGGCAGGUUGGGUCAAACGAUCGCGGCGAACCCGUACGGUCUGACGCUCGUAGCGGUCGGGGCCGUGGUGGCGUUCUACUUGGUCGAAAGAAGGAAGGAGCGCUCGAGGAGGCCACGAAAGGGUUACGUCAUGGUCGAGCAAAGGUGAAAAGCGUUACGACCUGUUGUACAUACUAGACCACAUACAUACCUAGACUUAGAAAUACGGAUUGUCGUCGGGGGGUUCUUUUCUGGGAAAGCAUGUUCGAUAUAGUCGUGCUAGCAAGUUCGCAGUAUCCUAAGAUGUGUAUCUUGUUCUGGAAAUGA